AUGGUUCGAAUUCAAACAGUUCUUCUUGUUGUUGCUGUGGCUUUUCUCGUCAUGGCAAAUACAUCUGUCAAUGGACAAUGCUAUACGUCUUGCAUCAGUGGUGGUUGUUGUCCAUCAAGCCAUCCUCAAUGUUGUGUAGCGAAUGGAGUAAAACUCUGCUGUCGUGUCAAUCGUGCACUUACACGGGCGAGCGAAGCAGACCUCGAUGAAAGUACAUCACCACGUUACAACCUUGUUUCGCAGUAG
Messenger RNA from Rotaria sp. Silwood2, 246 nucleotides. NCBI's taxonomy places the organism in Eukaryota, Metazoa, Rotifera, Eurotatoria, Philodinida, Philodinidae. The record is from the annotation of a GenBank genome assembly.